Messenger RNA from Oncorhynchus mykiss (rainbow trout), 3341 nucleotides. The record is from RefSeq and is a predicted model, not a curated record. NCBI's taxonomy places the organism in Eukaryota, Metazoa, Chordata, Actinopteri, Salmoniformes, Salmonidae.
ACCUCUAUGUAUACACACAGUCUCUAAGGACCUCUAUACACCUCUAUGUAUACACACAGUCUCUAUAGACCUCUAUACACCUCUAUGUAUACACUCUGUCUCUAUAGACCUAUAUACACCUAUAUGUAUACACACAGUCUCUAAGGACCUCUAUACACCUCUAUGUAUACACACAGUCUCUAUAGACCUCUAUACACCUCUAUUUAUACACACAGUCUCUAUAGACCUCUAUAAACCUAUAAAAUAUAUAUAUAUAUACAUAUAAUAUAUAAACAUAUAUAUAAACUGUAUACACACAGUCUCUACCUCUACACACCUGACACUACAGCUCUAUGUAUACACACAGUCUCUAUAUACCUCUAUACACCUUUAUGUAUACACACAGUCUCUAUAUACCUCUAUAUACCUCUAUGUAUACAGACAGUCUCUAUAGACCUCUAUACACCUCUAUGUAUACACACAGUCUCUAUAGACCUCUAUAUACCUCUAUGUAUAAACACACAGUCUCUAUAUACCUCUAUACACCUUUAUGUAUACACACAGUCUCUAUAGACCUCUAUACACCUCUAUGUAUACAGACAGUCUCUAUAGACCUCUAUACACCUCUAUGUAUACACACAGUCUCUACCUCUACACACCUUUAUGUAUACACACAGUGCACACUGUCCUUCCCUUCGUCUCUCGUAGACAACACCAAUACCAGUCUAACACUGACAGUCUUCUAGACACACCAAUACACGUCUACCUGAACACCACAACAGGCCUCUAUAUACACCAAUACACUUCUACCUACCGCCAGUUAAAUCCUCCAUGAUCAACCACUCACCAGAAAACACUAUGUACAUGGCAACAAGUCUUUGCUCACCUCCCGAGGUUUCGGUCCGUAAAACCUUGGGGGCCUCGUUCCCUGAAGAAGAGGGGGCCGGCGGACAUUUUGUCAACGAUGCUCAGCGCUGCCGGUGUACAGCAGGAAUGGUCAACUCAGUGUUGGGCUCCAUUCCAUUUCAACUACAGUCCAUUCAGGAAGUACCCUGAAAUUCCAAUUCCAAUUAUCUUCAAUGCUUUUCAACUCUGAAUAUUUGGAAUUGGAAUGGACUUUACUUUUGGAAUUGACUGUAAUUGUAAUGGAAUUGAGCCCUAACCCUGUCCAGGCCAACCGUCCUCCUGGAGAGCUAGGGAUCCUGCAGAGGCUGCAGUAGAGAGGAGGGAUGGGCAAGCAUGAUGUACAUUCACUUUGAACAAUAAUUUGCUUCGGUGAGAAGAGGAAGGAGAACAAGGUUAAAAUGUCUCUGAACGUUCCGGGCCUGAUCGUCAUGGCGAUCUUCUACUUGCUGAUCCUAGGCACGGGGAUCUGGGCCUCGAUGCGCUCCAAGAAGGUGGAGAGGAAGUGUACCGGGUCGGACGGGAUGGAGAUCACGCUGCUCGCCGGACGCAACAUCAACCUGUUGGUGGGGAUCUUCACUCUGACUGCUACGUGGGUUGGAGGAGGGUUUAUCCUGGGUAUAGCGGAGGCUGUCUACAACCCUACCCUGGGUCUGGUCUGGGCUCUGAUGCCAGUCCCCUACGUACUCACCUUCUUCCUGGGUGGUUUUUUCUUUGCCAAGCCAAUGAGGGAAAACAAGUACGUGACAAUGAUGGAUCCGUUCCAGAUAAAGUAUGGCAACGUCCUGAGCAGCCUGCUCAUCUUCCCAGCGCUCAUUGCAGACGUCCUGUGGGUCGCUAGGACGCUGGUCAGCCUAGGUGGCACUAUGAGUGUGAUUCUGGACCUGCCCUAUGUCUACUCCAUCUGUAUCAGCUCUGUGGUGGCCAUCAUCUACACUCUACUGGGAGGACUCUACUCUGUAGCCUACACCGAUGUCAUCCAGCUCAUCCUCAUCUUCCUCAGUCUGUGGAUCUGUGUGCCAUUUAUGAUGACCAACCCAAACUCCAUGGACAUCACUCUGACCGCAUUCAACGAGACGUUCCAGGCCCCCUGGGUCGGCAAGCUGGAGCUUAGAGACGCGGGGAAGUGGAUUGACGACUUCAUGGUCUUGGCUCUGGGAGGCCUGGCCUAUCAGGCCUUCUACCAGAGGAUCCUAUCAGCGUCGUCCUACACCCAGGCUCAGGUCACCUGCUUCGCCUCCUCAGCUUUCUGCCUGGUGCUGGGCAUCCCGUCUGUCUUGGUGGGGGCUGUCGCUGCAUCCACAGACUGGAACCUGACUAGCUACGGUUCUCCGACCCCAUACGAGCGUGGCCAGGCCGGGUCCAUCCUCCCCAUCGCCCUGCAGUACCUCACCCCCUCCUACGUGUCCGUCAUCGGCAUCGGGGCCGUCGCUGCCGCCGUGAUGUCAUCCAUGGACUCCGCCCUCCUCAGCUCCGCCUCCAUGUUCUCCUCCAACAUCUACAAGAACAUCAUCAGGAAUCAGGCCUCAGACAGGGAGAUGCAGUGGGUGAUCCGUACCUCGGUGGUGGUGUGUGGCCUGGCGGGGACGGCCCUGACCUUCCUGGAUAACAGUGUCCUGGUUUUCUGGCUGGUGGGCGUCGACAUGUCAUACACAAUCAUGUUCCCACAGCUUGUCUGUGUCCUCUUCUUCAAGGUGUCCAACGGCUACGGUGCCAGUGUGGGGUAUCUCCUAGCGUUGGUCCUCCGUAUCCUGAGUGGGGAACCCCUCAUCAACCUUCCCCCUGUCAUCCACUUCCCUGGGUUCAGGAAGGACGCGGAGGGCGUGAUGACCCAGUUCUUCCCGUUCCGUACCACCAUCAUGCUGACGUCUCUCUGCUCCAUCCUCGUCGCCUCCGGCGUCACCUCCGUCAUCUUCAACAAGGGCCUGCUGUCGGAGAGGUGGGACGUGUUUCAGAUCAAGAGGUCGCAGGCCAAAGUGACAGCGCUGACCAGGCUUAAGAAAGAAGAGAGUAAAAAGGACUGCAUGGAGGCCAAGGAGGCGGUGGUGAACAAGCAGCUUCUGGACACCAGCUGUUGAACAGAGGGGGGCGAUGGAAACUGAGGACAGCCAUGGGUGGAUGAGUGGGUGAGCAUCGCAGGAGGCUGCUGAGGGGCCAUGGGUGGAUGAGUGGGUGAGCAUCGCAGAAGGCUGCUGAGGACGGCCAUGGGUGGAUGAGUGGGUGAGCAUCACAGGAGGCUGCUGAGGACGGCCAUGGGUGGAUGAGUGGGUGAGCAUCACAGGAGGCUGCUGAGGACAGCCAUGGGUGGAUGAGUGGGUGAGCAUCACAGGAGGCUGCUGAGGGGCCAUGUUGAGGCAAAGGGUUUUGUUUGGUCGGGCGGACAUUUUGUGUUUCUGCUGAGGACUCGAAGGAUUUUGGAGACGGGAGGAUGGUCGAAAAACAUGCAACAACAACAACAA